Molecule: messenger RNA, 820 nt
Organism: Armigeres subalbatus
Lineage: Eukaryota; Metazoa; Arthropoda; Insecta; Diptera; Culicidae
Product: collagenase-like
Exons: 1
Coding region: 1-783 (260 amino acids)
Biological process (GO): proteolysis
Molecular function (GO): serine-type endopeptidase activity
Source: RefSeq, a predicted model, not a curated record
AUGCAGUGUAUUGCCCUAUUUCUCACAUUGUGCCUUGGACUAGCCCUGGCCAGUCCCUUGAAUGAACGCAUAGUCAACGGCGACAUCGCUGAACGUGGCCAGUUUCCGUAUGCCGUGGGAUUACUCCUUCCAACUGGGGUUUGUGGAGCGUCACUCGUUUCUGCCAAUUAUGUUCUGACGGCGGCGCAGUGCAUCAAUGGUUUGACGUCCGUCACGGUGGUGCUGGGAUCCACUCGAAUAUUCGACGUGCUGGACGAAGGUCAGAUUCGCUUGGAAGCGACAGUGUUGAAAGUGCAUCCUGGAUUCGAGAUCGCACCCGAUAUCUUCGACGUGGGAUUGAUUCAACUGCCCCAAAGUGUGCCUGACUUCACUCCGAUCAGGUUGCCCAACUUGAGACAAGUGGAUGCUACGUUCGUCGGCCAGCAGGCUACGAUCAUUGGAUGGGGCAGCACCAGCAACAACGGACCCCAAUCCAUGGAUUUGCGGUAUAUUCGGUUGCAAAUUAUCUCGGUUAUCUCCUGCCGGCUCGGUCUUCCUACGCAGCAAAUCACCGAUAAUCAUAUAUGCACCGAUUCGUCGGCGAGUGCUCCCUGUCAAGGGGAUUACGGUGGCCCUUUGACGCUUGUGGACUCAGACGGCAUAACAAAGCAAGUAGGAGUCUUUUCGUUCAGUUCCGUCCUGGGAUGCGAAAGCAAUCGACCGUCGGUGUUUACUCGGAUGGCCUCGUACUUGCAGUGGAUUGGCGACAACUCGGAUGUAGAUAUUCGUGAGGGUUUCGAAUAAUGUUGUGCACGAAUUAAAUUGGUUUCAAUAUAAUGAC